GACGUGGAGUUUCGAUUCAAGUUUGUGAUUUAAAAAAAUAAUUCCUCGAUAUAAUUUCUUAAUUUAAACCUAACAACACACAAAAUGAAUGUGUUUAGAUUAGCGGGUGACUUAUCACACUUAUUAGCCAUUAUAAUCCUGCUUUUAAAAAUAUGGAAAACGCGGUCGUGUGCAGGUAUUUCGGGUAAAUCACAGAUACUCUUCGCAAUCGUUUAUCUCAGCCGCUAUUUGGAUCUUUUUACAACAUUUAUCAGCGUCUACAAUACUUUCAUGAAGUUUGUGUUCGUGGUAUCAUCAUUGGGCACAUUGUAUUUGAUGUAUCUUAAGUUCCGCGCCACAUACGAUCAUAAUCACGACUCAUUCCGAAUUGAAUUCUUGCUGGUUCCGUGCGUGGUUUUGGCUCUUUUGAUAAAUCAUGAUUUUACCGUCUUGGAAGUAUUAUGGACAUUCUCAAUCUACUUGGAAUCAGUCGCUAUAUUACCACAAUUAUUCCUGGUGAGCAAGACAGGUGAAGCUGAAAGUAUUACGAGUCAUUAUCUAUUUGCUUUAGGCUCGUAUCGUGCUCUUUACAUCCUUAAUUGGAUUUACCGAUAUGUGGCGGAAAGUCAUUACGACCUCAUUGCUAUAAUUGCUGGUAUUGUUCAAACAAUUUUGUAUUGUGACUUCUUCUACUUGUACAUAACGAAAGUGUUGAAAGGAAAAAAGCUGCAAUUGCCGGCAUAAACUUUGAAAGGCUCUUUGCGCGCACAUCAAAAAUCCAUUUUAAAAAAAUAAUUGCUGUGUAAGAAAUGUGCGUGUUGCAUUAAGAUUUGCAAACAGCCUUUCACUUCUUACUAUAAUAUCACAUCAUACAACAUCAUCCAUCCUUUAAUUCGGAUACGAUUUUCCUUCACCAAAAUCAUUGCUAUCUAAAGAAAAAAAUUGUUAAUAAACUAAAUCCAACGUUUGUCAAUAUGUGAAGUGAAAGAAAGAAAAAAAAUAAAUGUUCAAGAAGUCAUAAGUCUUAAUAGAAAAGAAAACUAUCUAAACAAUUAACAUAGAAUAAUAAAAUAAGAAAAUAGUUUUUCGUUGUUCAACGAGAAUUAACUUUUCCAUUCAAAACAUUUUCAUGUUCAUCAAAGAUGUUUUUCUCCUAAGAUUGAAAACAAUUUUAUGAUAAUAAUACAAUUAAAGCUUAGCUGAUUACUUAAGGAAACUUCAUUAACAAUUUUUGAAGCUUGUAGAUUUCCAUAGAAACUUUUUCUUUCCCAUGAGUUUUAAAGUUUUCUUGAUAGCGAUGAACGCUUGUAAGGAUGGAAUUAUGCAACUUUUGUCUUCAUUUAAAUAGUUUUGUUGAAUCUGCCAUUUAUUGCAAUGGAGUAAGUUAAACAAAAAUUAUUUAAAUCUUUUGAAACUUGAAUUGCAUAAUCGAAAUAUUUCUAUUUUUACAACAAAAAUUCGUUCCGAAUAUCUCUUGAUAGCAAUUUCUAUACUUCUUAUAUUUAAAAUGGAAACCCGAUUUUGUGUAAUUGUAUUUUUUAAUUAAUUUUGAAUAACAAAGAUGAAUAAUUAUGAUUUAGAAAAAUGGAUCAUCAAUAAAGAGAGACAAAAAAGUUAUAAAAAAG
Messenger RNA from Clunio marinus, 1604 nucleotides. Lineage: Eukaryota; Metazoa; Arthropoda; Insecta; Diptera; Chironomidae. The record is from the annotation of a GenBank genome assembly.